AAAGGAGAAGAAAAAGAGAUGAAAAUAUUAGCAUAUAGAGAAAAUAGAAAAUAGAAUUAUAGUUGAAAAAAAAAGAGAAAAUAGAAUUAUAGAUUUGACCAAAAAAAAUAGAAUUAUAGGAAAUGGUAAGAUGAGACCACAAGCUAUAAUUGAUGCAAUCUUGUAAUCUUUAAGCUUAAUAAAAUUUCAGAUGACCAAAAAACACACACGCUAUACACACGGAGUUAUAGAGAAAAUAGAAAGAGUAAUUAAGCACAUUCUUCAGCAUUAAGCCAUUAACCUCUCUCCUCUUAGUGUCAUCCAACCUCAUAUACUACUGAUCUCCAUUUCCAGAUCCUUAGAAGAACACAGCUCAACAAAAAGUACUUUAAAAGACUGUCUUCUCCUUUUUUGUUCUUCAUUCUUUCACUCUCUAUCUCUAUAUAUUUCACACUAUAUAACCCACGCACACACAUUCUUUCGCUUCUCUCUAGUUCACACAUCAAGAUUCAAGAAUCAAACCACCAUUGAAAUGAAUACUGAGGAAGAGGAAGGAGUGAAUAAGAGGAAGAGAGGAGAGAUGGGAAGAGGGAAGAUCGAGAUAAAGAGGAUAGAGAAUCGGACAUCAAGACAAGUGACCUUCUCCAAGAGAAGAAGUGGUCUUAUCAAGAAGACUCAUGAGCUCUCUGUUCUCUGCGAUGCUCACAUCGGUCUCAUCGUCUUCUCCGCAACCGGAAAGCUCACCGAGUACUGCUCCGACCCUUCCAAGAUGCCUCAGCUCAUUGAGAGAUACCUGCAGACCAACGGAUUGCGACUUCCUGACCCUAAUGACGGCCAGGAGGAACUGUACCAGGAGAUUGAAGUACUAAGAAGAGAGACAUGUAAGCUUGAGCUCCGUCUGCGUCCAUACCAUGGACAUGACUUAGCCUCCAUUCCUCCACACGAGCUCGAUGCACUAGAGCAGCAGCUCGAGCAUUCUGUCCUUAAAGUCCGCGAGCGUAAGCAACAGUUGGAGAAUCUAAGCAGAAAGAGGCGGAUGCUAGAAGACGAUAACAAAAAUAUGUACCGUUGGCUUCAUGAGCACCGUACCGCGAUGGAGUUUCAGCAAGCUGGGAUAGAGACCAAACCAGGGGAGUAUCAACAGUUUCUAGAGCAGGUUCAGUACUAUAACGAUCAUCAUCAGCAGCAGCAACAACAACCAAACAGUGUUCUUCAGCUUGCUACGCUUCCUUCGGAGAUUGAUCCUAAUUACCAUCUCCAGCUUGCUCAGCCUAAUCUUCAAAACGAUAAUUAAUCCUCGGCCAUUUUUACUCUUACUAUCAGGAGACAAAUGAAUGAAUGAAGUAUCAUUUCUAUCUUUAUUACCUAUUUUAAUUGGCCAGUUGAUGUCUUAUUUUGUGUUUGUUUGGUGUGGUUAUGGAACCUUUGUUUGAAGUACAAUUCACAUGAGAAGCACAAUGAAACUUUAAUUAUAUAAUCAAUCAUCAUUACAUUAUAUUUUUUUUGGUAA
Molecule: messenger RNA, 1489 nt
Organism: Brassica napus (rape)
Lineage: Eukaryota; Viridiplantae; Streptophyta; Magnoliopsida; Brassicales; Brassicaceae
Product: protein TRANSPARENT TESTA 16
Exons: 7
Coding region: 512-1273 (253 amino acids)
Biological process (GO): positive regulation of transcription by RNA polymerase II
Cellular component (GO): nucleus
Molecular function (GO): protein dimerization activity; RNA polymerase II cis-regulatory region sequence-specific DNA binding; DNA-binding transcription factor activity, RNA polymerase II-specific
Source: RefSeq, a predicted model, not a curated record